AAUAAGAAAAACGGAAAAAAGAAGGAAGAAGAACCUCGCCCAAACCCCACACAAAAUCGAAUUCGGGUAUCCCGUUCGCCAUUGCGCUUCGUUUUAUCGCCAGCUGCUUUCUCUUUCCACCGGAGCAGCCGCAAUGGCUGCCGCUUACCUGUCCUUCAUUCCCACCUUGAAACCUAACCCUAGCCGUUACUCACAACACUCAAGAAGUUCACGCACACUCCCCUGCGCUUCGUUGUCUGCAAGCUCUGGAUCCGAGGCUUGGAAAAUUUUGAGGCGAUGUGAUUUCUCAAAGCGUGGAUUUGGGGCACGAAUACGCUUAUUGAAUCGGCGGUUUCCGAGUUUUCUUCCGCUAACUGCGCAUGAAGAGUCGAAUCGUUCAGAUAUAGAAGUGGAGAAGGCCAGCGAGCUAAAAUAUAAAGAAGAUGCUUCACAGGAAGCAUGGAAACAGACCCUUGAAUCGUUUAAAGAGGAAGCUAAGAAGAUGAAAGAGAUAUCACAGGAAGCAUAUGAUGUAUACUCAAAGAAAGCAAUUGCAAUAUUGGAAGAGACUUCUGAAGCUUUGAAGAUUCAAGCAGACAAAACAAGGCGUGACUUGAGUAUGGUAGCAAAAGAAAUAAGUCAAGGAAGUCAAGUUUAUCUUUCUACAGCAGCAGUUAAUUCUCCUGAAUCUGUUAAAGAUAUAGUGGAAACUUUUGCCUCUGCACCAGAUGAGUUGAAUUCAGCAGUCCGUGACUUUUAUGUUGGCAUUCCUUAUGGCUCAUUACUUGCAAUUGGGGGCUUUCUUAACUUUAUGUUGACAGGAAGCAUACCAGCAAUUCGGUUUGGUGCUAUUCUUGGUAGUUUCCUGUUGGCCCUAGGUAUAUUGAGUUUAAGAUCUUGGAGGAGCGGACAACCUUCACGACUAUUUUUGAAUGGGCAAGCUGCAAUUGCCACAGUUAUAUUUAUACGGGAAUGGCGGUUGUUUUCAAAGAUUAAAUCCUUCCCAACAUUCUUGAUGACUUUCAUAAGCGGAGCAAUGCUAGCAUUCUAUGUGUAUAGGUUAGUGAUUGAUGAAAGCACACACAGUUCAAGUUUGGAUGAAAGCUCUGAUAAAUAACAAGCCCAAGGAGAACAGUUGGGAAGUUCUUAAUGGGAUUCACUCUGUCUCUGGAUUCAGCUGAAUUUCAUGGAUUAAGGAAGAUAACUUUCAUUGGGGUUGGAAGAAAUCAAGUUGGUAUUAUGUAAGCUAUAGAUUUUGAUAUAAUAUAUAUAUAUAUAUAUAUAUAUUGCCGUUUUUCUGCCACUCAAUGCCAUAUAAUGCUUGUAGCGAUUCAGAAAUUCUAGAGAAGUUGCUCUUCUUUGUUUUGCCUGAGGAUAAAAUUACUCUAA
Messenger RNA from Phalaenopsis equestris, 1368 nucleotides. RefSeq names its product protein FATTY ACID EXPORT 3, chloroplastic. The record is from RefSeq and is a predicted model, not a curated record. Gene Ontology annotation, cellular component: membrane. Lineage: Eukaryota; Viridiplantae; Streptophyta; Magnoliopsida; Asparagales; Orchidaceae. Bases 134 to 1096 code for a protein of 320 amino acids. The transcript is spliced from 7 exons.